This is a messenger RNA of Mus musculus (house mouse), 9225 nucleotides long. It is a transcript of the gene Ptprg, whose product is annotated as protein tyrosine phosphatase receptor type G. NCBI's taxonomy places the organism in Eukaryota, Metazoa, Chordata, Mammalia, Rodentia, Muridae. The coding region runs from base 817 to 5058 and encodes 1413 amino acids. The transcript is spliced from 29 exons. Gene Ontology annotation, molecular function: protein tyrosine phosphatase activity. The record is from RefSeq and is a predicted model, not a curated record. Gene Ontology annotation, cellular component: membrane; plasma membrane.
ACCGCGCGCCCGUGCUUGCGCGCCCCCGCCGCCGCGCGCCCCCAGCUCGCUCGCUCGCCCGCUCGCCGGCUUUAAAGUCUCUGCCAGGAUCCAUGCUCACAUGUUACUUCCUGUAUGGAGGCAUGGCCAGUUUCCAGCCCCGCGCUCUCGGUUCCUCCCCAGCCUGCGCCGGAGCCACAACUUUCAGGAGCAUGGACUGAAGGCGCCCUCGCCCCGGCGCCCCUCUGAGAUCCUUUGUGUUUCCCUGCGCUCCACUGGCCGUUUGUGUUUUGGGGGGCUCUGCGCUCCGCCCCGCCGCUUCCCUCCCUUUCCAGGCUCGCAGACAUGCCUCCUUCCUUGCCGGGGCCCUGGAAGGAGCUGCCCGCCUGAAGCCCGGAGCCGCCGCGCCGCGCACAGCCCCGCCGUCGCCCGCUGGUUCUCGGGCUGCGCUGCGCUGCCGACUCAACUUGGGGCUCUUCCGCUGCUAGCCACCGCCACCCGCGGUCCCUGCCUGCUCCGGGCCCCGGGCUCUGCCGCCGUGCGUCUUCUCCUCGCCCUGCCUGUCGGCUGGAUCGUGUCUGAGCGGAAAGCAGCCCUUCUCCUCCGAGAGGAUCGUCCCUAGCUUGGCUUUGCAUUCCCGGUCACUUUUUGAGGUUUUCUCGGGAGCGCUUGGCAGCUUCCCGGAUUCCAGCGGGACCGGUGGCCGAGUGUGGGGGGCCCCGUGUGGCGGGCGAGCCGUGAAAGCCUCCAGGCUUAGCGGAGCCUCGCUCGGAAGCAAGAACUUAUUCAACAAGUUUACCCCCCCUGCCUUUCUCUUUUCGAUGUGCGUUUUCGGACAUGCGGAGGUUACUGGAACCGUGUUGGUGGAUUUUGUUCCUGAAAAUCACCAGUUCUGUGCUUCAUUAUGUGGUGUGCUUCCCGGCAUUGACUGAAGGCUAUGUGGGGACCCUGCAGGAGAGCAGACAGGACAGCUCAGUGCAGAUCCGCAGACGAAAGGCAUCCGGAGACCCAUACUGGGCGUAUUCUGGUGCCUAUGGUCCUGAGCACUGGGUCACAUCUAGUGUCAGCUGCGGGGGCAGCCAUCAGUCUCCUAUAGACAUUUUAGACCACCAUGCUCGCGUUGGCGAUGAAUACCAGGAGCUUCAACUUGAUGGGUUUGACAACGAGUCCUCUAACAAAACCUGGAUGAAAAAUACAGGGAAAACAGUUGCCAUCCUGCUGAAAGACGAUUAUUUUGUGAGUGGUGCCGGACUGCCGGGCAGAUUCAAAGCUGAGAAGGUGGAGUUUCACUGGGGCCACAGCAAUGGCUCCGCUGGCUCAGAGCAUAGUGUCAAUGGCCGGAGGUUUCCUGUGGAGAUGCAGAUUUUCUUUUACAACCCAGACGACUUUGACAGCUUUCAAACGGCAAUUUCUGAGAACAGAAUAAUUGGAGCUAUGGCCAUAUUUUUCCAAGUCAGUCCGAGGGACAAUUCUGCACUGGAUCCUAUUAUCCACGGGCUGAAGGGCGUCGUACAUCACGAGAAGGAGACUUUCCUGGAUCCUUUCAUUCUCCGAGACCUCCUGCCCGCAUCCCUGGGGAGUUAUUACAGGUACACAGGCUCCUUGACUACGCCACCCUGUAGUGAAAUAGUGGAGUGGAUUGUCUUCCGGAGGCCCGUUCCCAUCUCCUAUCACCAGCUUGAGGCUUUUUAUUCUAUCUUCACCACGGAGCAGCAAGACCAUGUCAAGUCAGUGGAGUACCUGAGAAAUAACUUCCGACCACAACAAGCUCUGAAUGACAGAGUGGUGUCAAAGUCUGCUGUCCGGGAUGCCUGGAACCAUGACCUGGCAGACUUCUUGGACAACCCACUAGGCACAGAAGCCUCUAAAGUUUGCAGCUCUCCGCCCAUCCACAUGAAGGUGCAGCCUCUGAACCAGACAGCUCUGCAGGUGUCCUGGAGCCAACCUGAAACCAUCUACCACCCGCCCAUCAUGAAUUACAUGAUCUCCUAUAGCUGGACCAAGAAUGAGGACGAGAAGGAGAAGACAUUUACAAAAGACAGUGACAAGGACUUGAAAGCCACCAUCAGCCAUGUCUCACCCGAUAGCCUUUACCUAUUCCGAGUACAGGCUGUGUGUAGGAAUGACAUGCGGAGUGACUUCAGCCAGACAAUGCUCUUUCAAGCUAAUACUACCCGGAUCUUCCAAGGGACCAGGAUUGUGAAAACAGGAGUGCCGACAGCCUCUCCUGCCUCUUCAGCAGACAUGGCCCCCAUCAGCUCUGGCUCUUCCACUUGGACAUCCUCCGGCAUCCCCUUCUCAUUUGUUUCCAUGGCAACUGGGAUGGGCCCUUCCUCCAGUGGCAGCCAAGCUACAGUGGCCUCUGUGGUCACCAGCACACUGUUGGCAGGCCUGGGCUUCGGUGGUGGUGGCAUCUCCUCCUUCCCCAGUACCGUGUGGCCCACGCGCCUUCCCACCGCAUCUGCAGCCAGCAAGCAGGCAGGGAGGACAGUUCUUGCCACCACCGAGGCCUUAGCUUCCCCUGGGCCGGAUGUCGACUCGGCACCGACGAAGGACAGCGAGGGUACAGAGGAGGGAGAGAAGGAGGAGAAAAGCGAGAGCGAGGAUGGUGAGCGAGAGCAUGAGGAGGAAGAGAAGGACUCUGAGAAGAAGGAGAAGAGUGAGGCUACUCACACAGCCGCAGAGAGUGACCGGACUGCACCUGCCCCCACCCCCUCUUCCCCUCAUAGGACUGCAGCGGAGGGAGGACAUCAGACUAUACCUGGGCGCAGGCAGGACCACUCUGCCCCUGCCACAGACCAGCCGGGCCACGUUGCCCCAGACUUGGAUCCCCUUGUGGACACAGCCACCCAAGUGCCCCCAACAGCCACAGAGGAACAUUAUUCAGGGAGUGAUCCCAGGAGGCCCGAAAUGCCAUCUAAAAAGCCUAUGUCCCGAGGGGACCGAUUUUCUGAGGAUAGCAAAUUCAUCACAGUUAACCCAGCUGAGAAGAACACCUCUGGCAUGCUAAGCCGCCCCUCCCCCGGGAGGAUGGAGUGGAUCAUCCCCCUGAUUGUGGUCUCAGCCUUGACCUUCGUGUGCCUCGUCCUCCUCAUUGCCGUGCUGGUGUACUGGAGAAAAUGUUUUCAGACUGCUCAUUUCUAUGUGGAAGACAGCAGUUCACCUCGGGUGGUCCCCAACGAAAGUGUUCCUAUUAUUCCCAUCCCGGAUGACAUGGAAGCCAUUCCUGUCAAACAGUUUGGUAAACACAUCGGUGAGCUCUAUUCCAAUAGCCAGCAUGGCUUCUCGGAAGAUUUUGAGGAAGUCCAGCGCUGUACAGCUGAUAUGAACAUCACUGCAGAGCAUUCCAAUCAUCCGGAUAACAAGCACAAAAACAGAUACAUCAACAUUUUAGCAUAUGAUCACAGUAGGGUGAAGUUAAGACCUUUACCAGGAAAGGACUCUAAGCACAGCGACUACAUUAAUGCAAACUAUGUCGAUGGUUACAACAAAGCGAAAGCCUACAUUGCCACCCAGGGACCUUUAAAAUCCACCUUUGAAGACUUCUGGAGGAUGAUCUGGGAACAAAACACGGGAAUCAUCAUCAUGAUCACGAACCUCGUGGAGAAAGGAAGGAGAAAGUGUGAUCAGUAUUGGCCAACGGAGAACACUGAGGAGUACGGGAACAUUAUUGUCACACUGAAGAGCACAAAAGUACAUGCCUGCUACACCGUCCGUCGUCUUUCAGUUAGAAACACAAAAGUGAAAAAGGGCCAGAAGGGCAACCCCAAAGGUCGUCAGAAUGAGCGGACGGUGAUCCAGUACCACUACACACAGUGGCCUGACAUGGGUGUCCCUGAGUACGCCCUCCCAGUCCUGACCUUCGUGAGGAGGUCAUCUGCGGCCCGCAUGCCAGACAUGGGGCCCGUGUUGGUGCACUGCAGCGCUGGUGUGGGCAGGACAGGCACCUACAUUGUAAUAGACAGCAUGCUGCAGCAGAUCAAAGACAAAAGCACAGUUAAUGUCCUGGGCUUCCUGAAGCAUAUCAGGACACAGAGGAACUACCUCGUCCAGACUGAGGAGCAGUACAUUUUCAUCCAUGAUGCCUUGUUGGAAGCCAUUCUCGGGAAGGAAACUGAAGUAUCUUCAAGUCAGCUGCAUAGCUAUGUUAACAGCAUCCUCAUACCAGGAGUAGGAGGAAAGACACGGCUGGAAAAGCAGUUUAAGCUGAUCACGCAGUGUAAUGCAAAGUAUGUGGAGUGCUUCAGUGCCCAGAAGGAGUGCAACAAAGAGAAGAACAGGAACUCGUCUGUUGUGCCAGCUGAGCGUGCUCGAGUGGGACUUGCACCGUUGCCCGGGAUGAAAGGAACAGAUUACAUUAAUGCUUCUUACAUCAUGGGGUAUUAUAGAAGCAACGAGUUCAUCAUAACCCAGCAUCCUCUGCCACACACUACGAAAGAUUUCUGGAGAAUGAUUUGGGAUCAUAAUGCACAGAUCAUUGUCAUGCUGCCAGACAACCAGAGCCUGGCAGAAGAUGAGUUUGUGUACUGGCCGAGUCGUGAGGAAUCCAUGAACUGUGAGGCCUUUACUGUCACCCUCAUCAGCAAAGACAGGCUAUGCCUCUCGAAUGAAGAACAAAUUAUCAUCCAUGACUUCAUCCUUGAAGCUACACAGGAUGACUACGUACUAGAGGUUCGGCACUUUCAGUGUCCCAAAUGGCCUAACCCAGAUGCCCCUAUAAGUAGUACCUUCGAACUGAUCAAUGUCAUCAAGGAAGAGGCCUUAACCCGGGAUGGCCCCACCAUUGUUCAUGAUGAGUAUGGAGCAGUUUCUGCAGGAAUGUUGUGUGCCCUUACCACCUUGUCCCAGCAGCUAGAGAAUGAAAAUGCUGUGGAUGUGUUCCAGGUGGCAAAAAUGAUCAAUCUUAUGAGACCUGGAGUAUUCACAGACAUUGAACAAUACCAGUUUGUCUACAAAGCAAUGCUCAGCUUGAUCAGUACUAAAGAAAAUGGAAAUGGUCCCAUGACCGGGGACAAAAACGGUGCUGUGCUAACUGCAGAGGAAUCAGACCCUGCAGAGAGCAUGGAGUCUCUGGUGUGACUAGUCCCCUGGAAGGGCACUUCAUUUGUAAACUUCUGAGACUUGUAAAGACAGAAAUUUUUUGAGGCCUUUUUUGCCAGACUCUAGGUUAUACAAUAACCCAGUUACUUUUUUACACUGAUAAAAGUUUUGAUAUUUAUUUUUUGCCAUUUUCUGUCUUAAUGGUAUCCUACUGAGCAUUUGCGCCUGUUCUUCAUUUCACACAGUGAAACGCAACUUUACCUAGUUUGCACUAUAUGAUCAGUGUUAACUGCCUAUAAUCUAAUACUACAGAAACCCUGAUGUGACAUUCCAUGACCACAUACAUGCUAUUUUUUAGUUCCGUGCAGUGAAGGUCUUUGUUAUGACAGUGAAUCUCAGUUUUACUAUUAUUCUAAAGCAACUACAAUUUCUUAGCAGGCAACAGUGUACUUUUCUCAGUCCCCUCUAUUUUUUAGGCACUGUUCAAUACUACAUGCCUUCUGUUUUAAUGGAGUGGAUGGGCGUUGUCUCCUUUUGCAGGACAGCAGGUGACUGGGAGCCCUAUAGAUCUGUUGGCAUCAGUUCCAUUUGUAAUGGUUGAGGGACCACUAAGAAGUUAAGAGGGCUUCAGAGUUACUUCAUGUGAACAUCUCUUAUUAGUUACCAAGUUAUAUUCACAGUUGAAAUGUGUCAAAAUAAAGAAUCAUUCUGUAUUACAGAUUUCACAGUAGCUAUGUGGACAGUGUGUGUUAUUUCUAUGUUGACUCUCUGAAGUAGCAAACCCUAAAAUCAGGGCUGUCUUUUACAAUGGGAAGAUGGCCUUAUUUUACACAAUUUACUUAUGACACUCUUUAGUUAACUCAACUAUAGCUUUUUGGUAAAUAGUACCAUAGUAGCUACAACCACAAAAUAGGUAUUGACAUUUAAACGUAGUCUUUGAAAAGUCCCUACUAACUACUCCUAUAGCAAUCUAAUAAACACUACCUAUAGACAGCAUUUUUUUUGCCAAAUGUUUCAUAAUAAAUCUCUUAAUUACAUCCAACUCUACUUAAGAUUGAAUUGGAAAUAUAUUUGGGAGUCAAUUUUUAUAGGUCUUACUUUGAGAAAGAAAUAGGAAUCUUAAAGAGAAAAUCCAGUUCUUGAAUGAAAGAUGGCAUCUCCAUUUUAGACUGGGUUUUAAGGAAGAGAUGCGGAUGCUCACAAACAAAUGUACAUUUAUAAAAGAUGGCAGUAGUCAUUAGGAAGCCCAGAGGCCAGUGUCUGGAGCUACUUUCAGCACGUAGUACAUAUGGGCAAACUGGAAGCAUUAUUUCGAAAUUUCACUUGAGUUUGUUUAAAACAAAACAAAAUCCACUAAGCUAUUAAUCAGGAUCUGUAUCUUCCUUCUCCUCUUUGCUUUUGAAAGUCAACUUCUGCCAGAAUUGAAAUCCCCCAAGAUUGGUUUCUUCUUUAUGACAAAAGCUUUCUGAAGAGGAGGGCAGCAUCUCAGUGUGAAUGCGGCUUUAUUGUUCGUGGGUUGUUUUUUGGAACUAGUCACAGAAGUGCUGGAGAGCCAGAGCUGGUAAGGAGAGAGUCACAGGCCAAGCCCAGAGCUUUCAACGCAUGGACCAGGCCAAUAGAGCCCCAUGAAGAUAGUGUGUGCACAAAGACCUAAGAGAACACACAGAGAAUUGGGAGGCUGGCUUUCAAAACUGGUGAGCAGCUGAGCCGAAUCCACUAACAUAUCUGUGCUAGAUGGAUUUACCAACCCCUGCAGCCCCACCAGAGGGGUCACCUCUGCACAAUACAAAGGAUUGACCAUAAGAAACAUAACUCUUAGAGGCUGUGGGAAAUAAGGAAGGAAAAGGUUUCAGAUUGUGGUAUGAGCUUCCCAGUCAAUCGAGCAGAUUCUUUUUGCUGUGCACAGAUCUGAUCUUAGCUAAUGCUUUUCAGUUAGAUGCUCAGUGGAAUUAACAUUUGAAUUGGAGUUCAGUCUCUCAAUUGUCUCGUAGUAAAAAUAACAUUGUCUAGAAGACAAAUGGCAAGUAUUACUUCUGUGCUGUUUACACAAGAUUCAAUUCAUGAAAAUGCAUACUCUACAGUUCUGGGGCUCUCUCUUACACGAGUGAAAGAAGAAUGGGAGAAAGGGAGAAAGAAGUACAACAGAAGUACAAUCAAGGCGGGGGAGAGGCUUCCUGUGGGCAGCCUACAUGUCUACAGCAGGCUUGAGCCAAAGCCUACAGAUGCCAGCCUACUGGACUACAUGCAGUUGCUAUGUGCCCAUUUUGCCAAAGUGGUCCACACGCCCUUUACUGGGGGUGAUAGUUACCUUCAGCUCUCUUCAGUCCUCACAUUCACCACAAUUUGUAUGUUCACUAUUCUUUGCUAUUGGCAAAAAUGUUUUUGCAUCUUUCCAGAGGCAAAGAGUUCCAAAGAUGUUUUCUUUGAGACAUAAGCACGUGGCUUAAGUAUAUAAGGUUAGUACUAUUUACAGUCGAGGGAAAAGAUAUAACUAUUGGUAAAGCUAGUGUGAAAGUUUAUGAGAUAUGCUGGUUUUAUGAAUUUACCUCUAGGGAAAUGAAAUAUACAAACCAAAUGAAGCGGAAUUGUUAUAAUUUGAUCAGGUGGAUGUGCAGGAUAUCACAGAUGUAUUAGAGACACCCGAAAAGUUUCUUGUACCUCAAACCAUAAUAUCAUCUUUGAUAGUUCAUAUAUAUAUAAAUAUAUAUAUAUAUAUAUAUAUAUAUAUCCUUCUGAGUUUCAAGAAUAAGUACAGCUUAGUUUGGUGGUUUUCCUAAACUUUAUAUGAGCUUUGAGAGCCUGUGUUAAAUAGAAGAGUCCAGCAAGGUCAAAAACCCCAAAAGUUAUAUAUAGUGUUCAAGGUAAAAAGAAGGGUUCUGGUGUUGAAAGUCUGGUUUGUAGCUUUUACCCCAGAGUGACAGUGAAGCCAGUGAGUAACCAUCAUUGUUUUAUAAUAACAUAGCACAACUGCCUUCUCAUGACCUUUUCAUAAAUGCAUAUAUACUAUGUUUAAAAUAUAGAUACCACUUUACCAAAGAUACACAUUACUAAUUCUAAGCAAAAAAAGAAAAAAAAAGAUAUUAAAAAAAACCUCGAACUCAUAAUACUUUUAAAAAGUAAUCAAAAUGUAGUUCUGUUAUCGCUUUGCAGUUAUGCUGGUGAAUGCCUUCUCAACCCCGGUGUUCUAAAGUUUCUGUUCAAACGGUGCCAGUACAUUUUUAUAUGAAGGGAAUGCCUGCUUUUUUCCUCCAUAGCAGCUGUAAUUCAUGUAGCCCUUUGUACUUUCCCUUAGUCCCCACUUAACACACAGCAUUGGCUUUAUUUAUCUCUAUAAAGAAGGCAUGGUAAAAAAAAAUAACUAAUAAAAAAUUAUAAUGACAUUUGGCCUCUACUUUUGUCUUAGCUGUUAAAAUGUUUUUAGUAUUUUUGUUAAAUAUUUGCAAAGGGAAGAAUUUUCUACAGAGGAUAAUUAAUUUCAAGAAAAAUAUCUUGAGUUUUAAGGAAUAAACAUCUCCAGAAAAGGAGACAGUCAAUUUUAUAAAAUGUCGUAACUCUCCAACAUUUGGGGUAGUGACUCCUUUUUUGUUAGGACAUUUGAAACUAGCAAGUAGCCGUUGUUUCUAAAGAGCCCCACUUCAUGUCAACUCCUGUUUCUUUAACUUCAUUUUCAAACAGUUUAAAACAUUAAACCUGUAAAUAUUUUGUUGCUUGAGUAAGCAUCUUCUGGAAGCUUUGUAUCUAUGGUAUAUAAUCAUAGAAUUUUAUAUUUUCAUAUAAAGCUAAUUUUUUUCUAGUUUCAACUAUGUCAUAGUUCUUUUAGUUGUUGGUGCCCCUCUCCCCCGUGGUGGAUAUGUGAACUUCUGUGUAUUGAAGUAGCAAGAACCAUCUUUGCAUUCCAAAAGAAUCCGUGUGUUCUUCCUUUGGGGUAGUGAUUGUGAAAAUCGGGUGUUCUUUUUAAUUCCAUUGAUCAUUAGUGCAAUAGCAAUUAGACAUCACUAGUCACUGAAUACAUUUGUCACAUGGACCCAUUUUGGAAAAAGUGAUUUUUUUUUUUAAAGAAUUGUUCUGUGGGGGGAGGGGUUUUAUAACCUGAAAUUUUUUCCCUUUUUCCUUCUGUUUAAAACUAUAUCAAAUCAUUCUAUUAUAGUGUUAUUUAAUAUGUAAAUUGUAUUGCUAUACAUAAAAUAAAGUAUGGUUUUUGAUGUA